Lotus japonicus is the source of this 660-nucleotide messenger RNA. RefSeq lists its product as uncharacterized. Bases 1 to 660 code for a protein of 219 amino acids. Lineage: Eukaryota; Viridiplantae; Streptophyta; Magnoliopsida; Fabales; Fabaceae. The record is from RefSeq and is a predicted model, not a curated record. The transcript has 2 exons.
AUGAAUUUCACCAACGCCGAGCUCUUGAAAGCUCGUGAGAGGAGGAUGGCCCGUUUUUCUCCAAAGUUCAACAACGAGGGCGAUGGGAAAAAGCGGGGCGGUGCUGAGAACCAAGCUGAGGGCGCCCAAGCCCCCAAAAGGAGGAAAUUGGUUAAAGCCUCCUCUGUCGCCGGCUCCUCCAACCCCGGCGCUCAGCCCACUACUGCCGCUGCGUCCAAAGGCAAAAAAGUUGUUAAAUCCACCGUUGCCACGGCCACCGAGUCUACCACCGUCCCGGCUCCCAAUUCCUCUACCGCGGACGCGGCCAUCGCAGCCGCCGCCAAGUCCACUGCUGUAGGCGCCACAGCCACAACAACCUCUGUUGACCCGCCACCAGCUUCUGACGCAACCACCGACAUUUCUCAACCCUCAGCUGUCGAGAAACUUGUCGCCGUCAAUGCUACCAAAGCCGCCGCGUCGUCCGAUGCUCCUGCUGGGGAGAAAGAAAAAGAAAAUGAAACCCCCAGGUCCCCCCUUCGCCAAGACGCCCCUCCUAGCCCGCCCCCAACAGACGACGGGCGCUCCACGUCUUUCCCGCCUCGCCGCGAGGAGAGACCUUCUCCUGAUGCCGCCGCUACCUUUGAAGCGACCCAGAUUGAGCAAGCUCCUGCUGGCAGCUGA